UGUCCAUGUGCAACAAUGGCGACGCGCAAGGAAUCAUCCGCUGGAGCGCCUUCGUCACUCGAUUCCCAAGUGAAACGCGUUCAGAUCGACGGACUGGUGGUGCUAAAGAUCAUAAAGCAUUACCAGGAGGAAGGCCAGGGCAGCGAGGUGGUACAGGGUGUCUUGCUGGGACUGGUGGUCGAUGACCGACUGGAGAUCACCAACUGCUUCCCGUUUCCCCAGCACACAGAGGACGAUGCCGACUUUGACGAAGUUCAAUACCAGAUGGAGAUGAUGAGGAGUCUCCGUCACGUCAACAUCGACCACCUCCACGUCGGCUGGUACCAGUCUACCUACUACGGCUCCUUCGUGAGCCGAGCUCUGCUGGACUCCCAGUUCAGCUAUCAGCACGCUAUUGAGGAGUCCGUGGUGCUUAUUUACGAUCCCAUCAAGACGGCGCAAGGCUCGCUGUCCCUCAAAGCCUACAGGUUAACACCUAAACUGAUGGAGAUCUGUAAAGAGAAAGACUUUUCUCCGGAAGGGCUGAAGAAAGCGAACAUCGGCUACGAGCACAUGUUCGAAGAAGUGCCGAUCUCCAUCAAGAACUCUCACCUGAUGAACGUGCUGAUGUGGGAUUUGGAGGACAAGAGCACCCUGGCUGACAAACACGAACUACUCAGUUUAUCCAGCAGCAACCAUCUGGAGAAGAGUCUACAGCUGCUGAUGGAUCGCGUCGACGACAUGAGCCAAGAAAUCGUCAAGUACAACACCUACUGCCGCAACCUGAGCAAGCAGCAGCAGCAGAAACACCAGUACUUGCAGAGGCGACAGCAGGAGAACGCUCAGCGACAGAGUCGAGGAGAACCGCCGUUGCCUGAGGAGGACAUCAACAAGAUGUUCAAACCCCCGCCGCCUCCUCCGCGCAUGGACACACUCCUCAUCGCAGGACAAAUCAACAACUACUGUCAGAACGUGAAGGAGUUCACCUCGCAGAACCUCGGCAAGCUCUUCAUGGCAGAGGCGCUACAAGAACACAGCAGCUGAAGAGCAGAACCGGAGGAACGACUGAUCGGAAACAAUCACGGGGAUCGAGUGUACACUGCCAAACAUUUUACAUCGCUAGCUAUCCCAAGUGCAAAUUAGAUCCAUAUCAUCAUGAACAUUGAAAGAAACUGUAUCUAAGUGGACGCUAAUAAAAUGUGUGCAUCUCACUGCUGGGCUUCGGUCUGGUUUGUUUUUGCAUAAUGGAGACUCUCGGAUGUAAGAGUCUGUCUCGAUUUCUCUGUGGUGGUGUUCUUCUCUUUCAUCACUGUGUUGCAGUCGUGGUGUGCUGAAAUGCAGCGCUGUCCAAAUUUAACCCCAAGCCUCUCAGAACAAAGCUUGUGUGUCUACGUGUCAUCAUAUCACGUGGCUGAUUGGACGUUGUAUGAACAAAGCCAUGAGCAAAAUUAUUGGAACCCUUCAUAAACAAAAGGAACUCUUAAUGCUUCAGCUUCAUACCAAGAUUUUUGGACAAUUUCAUGCUCCCAACUUUGUGAGAGCAGUUUGGGGAUGACCCCUUCCUGUUCCAACAUGACUGCACACCAGUGCACAAAGCAAGGUCCAUAAAGACAUGGAUGAGUGAGUUUGGUGUGGAGGAACUUGACUGACCUGCACAGAGUCCUGACCUCAACCCCAUAGCACACCUUUGGGAUGAAUUAGAGCGGAGACUGUGACCUUCUCGUCCAACAUCAGUGUAUGACCUCACAAAUGCACUUCUAGAGGAAUGAUCAAAAAUUCCCAUAAACACACUCCUAAACCUUCUGGAAAGCCUUCCCAGAAGAGUUGAAGCUGUUAUAGCUGCAAAGGGCGGGACAACGCCAUUUUACAUUCAUGUGGUGUUUUUUUUGUGUUGAACUCUUUGUUGUUGUAUGUUUAUGUAGCACCAGGUCCUGGAGAAACAUUGUUUCAUUUCACUCUGUACUGCGUCAGCUAUAUGUGGUUGAAAUGACAAUAAAGCUUCCUGAAUCUUGAAUCUUGAAUCUUGAAUGGGCAUUUAAAGGCAGAUGUCCCAGUUUUGGCCUGACUCAGAGUCUCUGCUCUAAUUCAUCUCAAAGGUGUUCUAUCAGGUUGAGGUGCAGGCCAGUCAAGUCGAAGUUUGGUGUGGUUGGUCAAACCACACCAAACUCGCUCAUCCAUGUCUUUAUGGGACCAUCCCCCAAACUGUUCCCACAAAGUUGGGAGCAUGGAAUUGUCCAAAAUGUCUUGGUAUGAAGCUGAAUCAUUAAGAGUUCCUUUCACUGGAACUAAGGGGCCGAGCCCAACCCCUGAAAAACAACACCUGAAUUCAAUGAUUUACUGUUUUGUGUUUUUUUUAUGUGUUUUUACAAAUAUUGAUACUUCU
Hemibagrus wyckioides is the source of this 2362-nucleotide messenger RNA. It is a transcript of the gene eif3ha, whose product is annotated as eukaryotic translation initiation factor 3, subunit H, a. Gene Ontology annotation, molecular function: protein binding; metallopeptidase activity; translation initiation factor activity. The record is from RefSeq and is a predicted model, not a curated record. Lineage: Eukaryota; Metazoa; Chordata; Actinopteri; Siluriformes; Bagridae. The coding region runs from base 16 to 1023 and encodes 335 amino acids. Gene Ontology annotation, cellular component: cytoplasm; cytosol; eukaryotic translation initiation factor 3 complex. The transcript has 8 exons.